Gorilla gorilla gorilla (western lowland gorilla) is the source of this 2906-nucleotide messenger RNA. RefSeq names its product solute carrier family 6 member 3 (gene SLC6A3). The record is from RefSeq and is a predicted model, not a curated record. Bases 362 to 2224 code for a protein of 620 amino acids. Gene Ontology annotation, molecular function: dopamine:sodium symporter activity. Gene Ontology annotation, cellular component: plasma membrane. The transcript is spliced from 15 exons. NCBI's taxonomy places the organism in Eukaryota, Metazoa, Chordata, Mammalia, Primates, Hominidae. Gene Ontology annotation, biological process: sodium ion transmembrane transport; nitrogen compound transport; neurotransmitter transport.
AGGCCGGGUGAGGACUCGCCAGGCAGCGCCGCUUCUUGUUCUGGGCACGGUGAAGAAGGACGCUUUCUAACGGGCCACAUUUUGCUGUGUAGACCCAAAACUCGCCUCUGAGGCCCCGCGUUCAGGAGCGGGGUCAGGUGGCCCCAGGGCGGCGGCGGCUUGCCGGAGACUCGCGAGCUCCGCACCCGACGCCCUCUCCCAACGCGGCCUCCUGCUCGCGCCGCGGAACCCCUUCGUCGGGUGUUUCACCCAUCGGAGGGGUCGUGCCGGUUGAGGUUGUCACCGGGUGCGUGGCAUAGCUCGUGAUAUCUCAUGGACCAAGAGGGAAGAAGCACAGAAUUCCUCAACUCCCAGUGUGCCCAUGAGUAAGAGCAAAUGCUCCGUGGGACUCAUGUCUUCCGUGGUGGCCCCGGCUAAGGAGCCCAAUGCCAUGGGCCCGAAGGAGGUGGAGCUCAUCCUUGUCAAGGAGCAGAACGGAGUGCAGCUCACCAGCUCCACCCUCACCAACCCACGGCAGAGCCCCGUGGAGGCCCAGGAUCGGGAGACCUGGGGCAAGAAGAUCGACUUUCUCCUGUCCGUCAUUGGCUUUGCUGUGGACCUGGCCAACGUCUGGCGGUUCCCCUACCUGUGCUACAAAAAUGGCGGGGGUGCCUUCCUGGUCCCCUACCUGCUCUUCAUGGUCAUUGCUGGGAUGCCACUUUUCUACAUGGAGCUGGCCCUCGGCCAGUUCAACAGGGAAGGGGCCGCUGGUGUCUGGAAGAUCUGCCCCAUACUGAAAGGUGUGGGCUUCACGGUCAUCCUCAUCUCACUGUAUGUCGGCUUCUUCUACAACGUCAUCAUCGCCUGGGCGCUGCACUAUCUCUUCUCCUCCUUCACCACGGAGCUCCCCUGGAUCCACUGCAACAACUCCUGGAACAGCCCCAACUGCUCGGAUGCCCAUCCUGGUGACUCCAGUGGUGACAGCUCGGGCCUCAACGACACUUUUGGGACCACACCUGCUGCCGAGUACUUUGAACGUGGCGUGCUGCACCUCCACCAGAGCCAUGGCAUCGACGACCUGGGGCCUCCGCGGUGGCAGCUCACAGCCUGCCUGGUGCUGGUCAUCGUGCUGCUCUACUUCAGCCUCUGGAAGGGCGUGAAGACCUCAGGGAAGGUGGUAUGGAUCACAGCCACUAUGCCAUACGUGGUCCUCACUGCCCUGCUCCUGCGUGGGGUCACCCUCCCUGGAGCCAUAGACGGCAUCAGAGCAUACCUGAGCGUUGACUUCUACCGGCUCUGCGAGGCGUCUGUUUGGAUCGACGCGGCCACCCAGGUGUGCUUCUCCCUGGGCGUGGGGUUCGGGGUGCUGAUCGCCUUCUCCAGCUACAACAAGUUCACCAACAACUGCUACAGGGACGCGAUUGUCACCACCUCCAUCAACUCCCUGACGAGCUUCUCCUCCGGCUUCGUCGUCUUCUCCUUCCUGGGGUACAUGGCACAGAAGCACAGUGUGCCCAUCGGGGACGUGGCCAAGGACGGGCCGGGGCUGAUCUUCAUCAUCUACCCGGAAGCCAUCGCCACGCUCCCUCUGUCCUCGGCCUGGGCCGUGGUCUUCUUCAUCAUGCUGCUCACCCUGGGUAUCGACAGCGCCAUGGGCGGUAUGGAGUCAGUGAUCACCGGGCUCAUCGAUGAGUUCCAGCUGCUGCACAGACACCGUGAGCUCUUCACGCUCUUCAUCGUCCUGGCGACCUUCCUUCUGUCCCUGUUCUGCGUCACCAACGGUGGCAUUUACGUCUUCACGCUCCUGGACCAUUUUGCAGCCGGCACGUCCAUCCUCUUUGGAGUGCUCAUCGAAGCCAUCGGAGUGGCCUGGUUCUAUGGUGUCGGGCAGUUCAGCGACGACAUCCAGCAGAUGACCGGGCAGCGGCCCAGCCUGUACUGGCGGCUGUGCUGGAAGCUGGUCAGCCCCUGCUUUCUCCUGUUCGUGGUCGUGGUCAGCAUCGUGACCUUCAGACCCCCCCACUACGGAGCCUACAUCUUCCCCGACUGGGCCAACGCGCUGGGCUGGGUCAUCGCCACAUCCUCCAUGGCCAUGGUGCCCAUCUAUGCGGCCUACAAGUUCUGCAGCCUGCCUGGGUCCUUUCGAGAGAAACUGGCCUACGCCAUUGCGCCCGAGAAGGACCGUGAGCUGGUGGACAGAGGGGAGGUGCGCCAGUUCACGCUCCGCCACUGGCUCAAGGUGUAGAGGGAGCAGAGACGAAGACCCCAGGAAGUCAUCCCGCAAUGGGAGAGACACAAACAAACCAAGGAAAUCUAAGUUUCGAGAGAAAGGAGGGCAACUUCUACUCUUCAACCUCUACUGAAAACACAAACAACAAAGCAGAAGACUCCUCUCUUCUGACUGUUUACACCUUUCCGUGCUGGGAGCGCACCUCACCAUGUCUUGUGUUGCUGUAAUAACGACGUAGAUCUGUGCAGUGAGGUCCACCCCGUUCUUGUCCCUGCAGGGCAGAAAAACGUCUAACUUCAUGCUGUCUGUGUGAGGCUCCCUCCCUCCCUGCUCCCUGCUCCGAGGCUGCCCCAGGGACACUGUGUUCUCAGGCGGGGAUCACGAUCCUUGUAGACGCACCUGCUGAGAAUCCCCGUGCUCACAGUAGCCUCCUAGACCAUUUACUUUGCCCAUAUUAAAAAGCCAAGUGUCCCGCUUGGUUUAGCUGUGCAGAAGGUGAAAUGGAGGAAACCACAAAUUCAUGCAAAGUCCUUUCCCGUUGCGUGGCUCCCAGCAGAGGCCGUAAAUUGAGCGUUCAGUUGACACAUUGCACACACAGUCUGUUCAGAGGCAUUGGAGGAUGGGGGUCCUGGUAUGUCUCACCAGGAAAUUCUGUUUAUGUUCUUGCAGCAGAGAGAAAUAAAACUCCUUGAAACCA